AUGAUGCCUUAACUUAGGUCUGAGUAUUUCCAAACCAGAUUUCAAAAAUUAAGACCAUAAAAUGAUAAUAAAAAAGUUGAUCUUGCAUUCUUAACUUAUAUUUAUUUAAUUUUUGGUAAAAUAAAUCCCCAAUAUUUGUAAGAAUAUUUGUAAGAGUAUCAGUAUAUUAUCAUCUAUAAUAUUUAUAUAGUGAUUGCUUAUCCUAUUUAACAGAUUCUGAUUAAUUUAUAAAAGAUUCUGCAAAACCAAAAUAAUUAAACAAUCUGAAACAAGUUAAAUUUAAAUUAGAAAGUAACAUCAAAAUCAUUACUAAAUAAUAAAAAUAAUAAUAACACCAAUUAUUCUACUAAUAAUAGCUUCACAAUUCCGAAACUCCUUCUUAAUAAAUUGAAGAUAUGGUAAAAUAAUUUAGCAUUCUUAAAUAAUAAAAUUAAAUAUAUCUAACCCUAUAAUUUAUACUUCAUAAAAUCCAGCACAAGUAUCAAGUUUCGUAACUAUUAUUACAAUUGUAUUCCAUUUAACUUUGUAAAAUUUACUAAAAUAAAACUCAUUUUUUGUUAAGUUUAACCAAAAAUUAUACAGAAAGUCUUAUUCAAAUUCAAUAAUGA
Messenger RNA from Paramecium sonneborni, 608 nucleotides. The record is from the annotation of a GenBank genome assembly. Lineage: Eukaryota; Ciliophora; Oligohymenophorea; Peniculida; Parameciidae.